CCGAAGAAGCUUACAAUUCUUUCUUCUGUCAUUAUCCAUAUUGUUAUGGAUACUGGAAGAAGUACAGUGACAUGGAGAAAAAACAUGGAAAUCUGGAUAAGUCACUGGAGACAAGGUCUUUCGAAAACACCUGGCAACAAAGGUAAAAUUAUAUUUUUUAUUCAAACAAAUACUGUAACCUAUAUUGUAAUUGUAAAACAUAAGAACUGUAGUUAUACAAUUGAAUCAUGUCUUUAGAGAUAAAAAUAUUUUCAGUUGAAAGAAUUUUUUUACAAAUUGCAUCUUGCAACCUUCAAAUUGAAUUUUUAGUUUUUAGAAGUAAUGACAAUGCACGUUCAAAAUCUUAUAGAUAACAGUCACAAACUGUAAUGGCCUCUUUAUCUUGUUUCAAUUAUCUUGUUUCUUUUUAAAACUAAUAUACACAUGUAUUGGACAGGAGUAAACAUUUCCCUUUUCCAUUUCUAACCCUAAUAAUGAAAAUUAUGUUUUAUUUAUUUCUUUUAUUAGUACAAACCUGAUUAUUUUCUAUGGAAAUAAAAAAAAUUAAUCAAGGUUUUGGGGGAGUUUGGGGUUUUAGCACUAUCAAAAAACUGCCCCUGCUUUUGCUAAUUAAUUAAAAGCUCAUUGUGGCUCAAAACUUUUCAAGACUACUGUUUUUCAAAUGUCAUUUUUAUCCCCGUUUUCAUUUUUGUUUGGUAGUUUCUUGUAUGUGUGAUUUGUGCUUUAGGUCAGUUGAUAUAGUCUUUUUAACCUGUAAUCAUUUCUCUUGUGUUAAUGAUUUGUAUUAAUUUGCUUUCCAUAUGUUUGUAAUAAUUGUCUUGGUUACCUUUUUUUCACCAAGGGUUUUGUGUUCAUAGUAUACACUUCAGGAUGAAGAAGACAAAAGUAUUUUCCUUCAAUCAUUUUUGGAAAAACAUUUUGGCUCUAAACUUUUCAUAUUAGAUAUAUUUUAAAUUAUUUAUUAAAAGGCCAAAAUGUAAAUCUAAUUGGAUUGUUUUAAUGCAAUCAGUGACAAUAAAAAAUAUAAAAAUUCCAUGGGUAUUUAAAAACAAAACGUUCAAAACAGCCUAGCCACAUGCUGUAUCCCUGAUUUUGAGUGUUAUUUGUGAACCAUGCCAUACCAGGCUCUUCAGCCUAUAUGGUACUUAGCCCUUAUUUUUUUCAGUUCCUUGAUAAGAUGGGGGUGGUGGGAUUAAGCUCGGAUGAUAGAGAUGCUCGAGUCAUAAGAUCAAACCCCCUUGGUGGACCUAUUCUCUGGUUUUAUUUCUGUUUCAACAAGUGACCCAUGCUGAUGUAUCAAAGGCCAUGUUGCAUACUGUCCUGUCUGGGAAAGUAUAUAAAGGAUUCCUUCCUGCUAAUGUGUCAUGAAAAUGUAGUGGGUGUUCUCCAAGACUGUCUGAAUUACCAAAUGUUACAUCCAAUAGCUGAUGACAAAUUAACAGUACACUCUAGUGGUGUCAUUAAAAAACCCAAAAAAUAACCACUUUUUAUUAUUGAGGGCACAGUCAAAUACAGUACAAAGUUGGUUUCAUUUAGUUCUAAUUUUCUAAUUAUAAUUUUGUAAACUUGCAUGGUUCACAUCGCUUUAUUAAUAUUUGUUUUAAUUUAUCGGGAUUUUUGUUUUAAAUCUUUUUUCAAAUUAAUCUGAAGAAACAAAAACCCACACAAGUAAAACAUUUUUAAACAAUUUAAAAAAAAAAAUAUUUUUAAUUCCUAAAAUAAAGGAAAGUUUGAGGUGCCCAGUGGUGGGAAUGGGGACUGAUUAUAAAUUGAGAUGCAUUUUGCUUUAUGCCAUAUUUUUCUUUGCAGACCAAUAUUCCACUCCAUCUGCCUUCAAGGUAGGGGAGAAACUGGUUACAAAAGUUGAUAAAAUCUUAGGGAAAUAUUGCUUUUGAACCAGGGGAAAGUUGAGGCUGCUGAAGAUGUGGUGAGAAGAACGUGCAACAUCGUAUUACAAUGGAUUGACAUAUGAUUUUUGAAAGAGGUCUUAAAGGAAUUCCUUUAAGUGUUGAUCUGUGGUUACAUUACAUCAAUUUUUAUAUAACUGAGUUCAGUUCAAGUGAAGAUGUGGAAGAUAAGACAAGAAAAUUGUAUGAGCAAGCUAUUGCUGCUGCAGGCACAGACUUCAGGUCAGACAAGUUAUGGGACUCUUACAUUUCCUGGGAAACUGUGAGGAAUAACUAUAAAGCAGUCACCAAGUUGUAUGACCGGCUUCUGUGUAUACCAACACAGUUGUAUAGUCACCAUUUUGACAACUUCAAAAAACAUGUUGAGGAUCACCACCCUAAAGAAAUCUUGUCACUGGAUGAGUUUUUAAAAUUGAGACAAGAGGUUGUGAAAGAUGCUCAAGACGGUGAUGAGCUGGCAACGGAGGGACCACCUGGAACUGAUUCACCCCCAGGUGUUGAUGCUCCCCCUGGUCUCGGCUACGAUGGUGGCAUGAGUGAUGACGUAGAAUCAAGAAAGCUGCGUGUUAAAAUAAUAGAUAUCAGAGAAGCUAUGUUUAAAAGAAAUGAAAAUGAAGUCAGCAGAAGAUGGGCAUUUGAAGAAGCAGUUAGAAGACCAUACUUUCACGUAAAACCAUUGGAAAGAGCUCAGCUUAAGAAUUGGCGAGAGUACCUAGAUUUUGAAAUAGAACAUGGAUCACACGAGAGAGUUGUGGUACUGUUUGAAAGAUGUAUGAUUGCAUGUGCACUCUAUGAAGAUUUCUGGAUGAAGUAUGCAAAGUAUUUGGAGCAGCACAGUAUAGAAGGUGUUCAGAAUGUCUACCGACGAGCUUGUGAGAUUCACUUACCAAAGAAACCGUACAUACACAUGGCAUGGGCAGCUUUUGAAGAAAGACAACAAAAUUACCAAGCUACUCGUCAAGUACUGAUCAACAUAGAUAAGAAUGUCCCCGGACUUGUGAUGGUGGCAAUGCGAAGGAUCAGUCUAGAGCGGCGCCAAGGCAACGACACUGAUGUUGAAAAACUCUUCCAAGAUUAUAUUAACCAGUCUACAUCUCCAUCAGUCAAAUCAUUUUAUUCCAUCAAAUUCGCUAGAUAUCUUCUAAAGAUUAAAGGUAACUCUCAAAAAGCAAGAUGUAUUCUGACAGAAGCACUUGAAAGAGACAAGAGAAAUGAAAAACUGUUUCUACAGUUAAUAGAUCUUGAGUAUCAGACUCAGCCUGUAGAUGUUGACCGAACACUGGAAGUAUUUGAUCGAGUCAUCCAGAAUGAUGUUCAGCUGGAUUUUAAGGUCAAAGUUUCACAGCGGAGAAUGGAAUUUUUGGAAGACUUUGGUACAGAUAUCAAAAGAAUCACUGAAGCAUACGACGAACAUCAAAAACUAGUCAAAGAUUUAAAUACAGAUCGCAAGAAGAAGCAUCCCGACCAGUUAGAUGAUUCUUCACAGCCUCCAGAUAAGAAGCAGAAGACUGAAACAAUUAAUGGAAGUGGAGACUCGACAUCACACUUAAGCUCUACAUCCACACCAGACACAAACCAUGCAUACAACUAUUAUUACCCUCCUAACCCAAGCAGCAGCUAUCCCUAUCAUUCAAAUUACGCUAACUAUGGAUCACAGUAUGGGUCGUAUUACCCAUCUUAUUAACAGUCUUGUGGACUAGCUUCUUCAAGUGAAUUCUAGUUCAAAUUACGCUAACUAUGGAUCACAGUAUGGGUCGUAUUACCCAUCUUAUUAACAGUCUUGUGGACUAGCUUCUUCAAGUGAAUUCUAGUUCAAAUUACGCUAACUAUGGAUCACAGUAUGGGUCGUAUUACCCAUCUUAUUAACAGUCUUGUGGACUAGCUUCUUCAAGUGAAUUCUAGUUCAAAUUACGCUAACUAUGGAUCACAGUAUGGGUCGUAUUACCCAUCUUAUUAACAGUCUUGUGGACUAGCUUCUUCAAGUGAAUUCUAGUUCAAAUUACGCUAACUAUGGAUCACAGUAUGGGUCGUAUUACCCAUCUUAUUAACAGUCUUGUGGACUAGCUUCUUCAAAUGAAUUCUAGUUCAAAUUACGCUAACUAUGGAUCACAGUAUGGGUCGUAUUACCCAUCUUAUUAACAGUCUUGUGGACUAGCUUCUUCAAGUGAAUUCUAGUUCAAAUUACGCUAACUAUGGAUCACAGUAUGGGUCGUAUUACCCAUCUUAUUAACAGUCUUGUGGACUAGCUUCUUCAAGUGAAUUCUAGUUCAAAUUACGCUAACUAUGGAUCACAGUAUGGGUCGUAUUACCCAUCUUAUUAACAGUCUUGUGGACUAGCUUCUUCAAGUGAAUUCUAGUUCAAAUUACGCUAACUAUGGAUCACAGUAUGGGUCGUAUUACCCAUCUUAUUAACAGUCUUGUGGACUAGCUUCUUCAAGUGAAUUCUAGUUCAAAUUACGCUAACUAUGGAUCACAGUAUGGGUCGUAUUACCCAUCUUAUUAACAGUCUUGUGGACUAGCUUCUUCAAGUGAAUUCUAGUUCAAUUUCAAUAUCCUCAAAAUGAGAUUUUUGUAAAGAUAAAAUUGUGAACAACCUUGUUUACACCAAAAACAUGUGUUUACAAAAUGUUCAUGUCACGUUGUUGAUGAGACUUGCAUAUGUUGUUAAUGUUAUUGCAGACAGUGUGAAUGAUUGACCUACAACACAAUGUGGAUUCAAUCUGUGAUCCAGUGUGGAUGAGAUCACCUUGUUGAGGAUGUCAUUUUGAGUUUUCGUUUAAAAAAUGGAUAAUUAUAUAUAUUUUGAACAGAAUCUGUUAAAAAUAUUUGAGUAUUUUCUUCUGUUAAUCAUCAUGAUUGUUUGAAAUAUUUGUUUAAAAUUAACUGUCAUGACAUUGUUUUUCAAUAGGCAUUAUUAAUAACAUUGGGGAAACAUUUUAGAUAUGUUUCUGUUUGUUUUUUAAUUAUUAUUUUUAUUAUUACAGUUACCCCGGUAGUGUAUACAUGUUCAUGGAGCUAUUUAACUGAGUACCAGGAGAUGUGUAGCUGUCAAAAUUUAAGAUAUACAUGCAGGGCUCGAACUUAAGAAUUUGUCUGCCACAGCAAUUUUAAUAAAGAAUUGCCAUGGGUGAAACGGCCCAUGAUGGCAAUUUUGAGACUGCCUCUGUGAUUGUUUUUCUAAAAAGUGACAUUUUCAGCAAAUACACAUGACUGAAAGGUUAUUUUGCUGUAUGUAAAUACAUUUCAAAUGUACAAAUGUUAAAUACUGGCAGAUAAUGUACACCAGAUGUACACAUUUUAUCAGUUUUCCGACAGCACAAAAGUGUCGUUGGUGAUGAUUUCUACCUACAGCAGUUUAUAUCUUAAUGAUGGCAAUUGCUGUCGUUAAGUUCAAGCCCUGUACAUGUGUAUGAUACAAGGUUCCUGGGGAGGGGGGAUGACCUGGCAACAAGCCUUGGUGCAUAUAUUGAAGUUAUUUCCACUUGCAUGACAAAUUUAAUUACUCACUGCUGGGAUGUGACUGAUAUGUAGCAUCUUACACCACUACCCGUGUAUUUUUAAUGAUACGCACAUACAUAUGACCAGAAUUAAUGGUUCUAAUUUUUGUAUAAAAUAACUGCACAACAGAAGAAAAAAAAAGGUACUUUCUCUUGGUACAAAGGAAUUGGUAGAUAAUUACUUUCCCAAAUAAUUGUAAUGAAUAGGUUCUUUGUGCUGACAUUGCUGUCAUUUUGGUACAUGUUAAUAGAAUAUGGUAUACACUUGUAUUAGAAUAAAAAUUAUUUCGAGUAGUAGUUAA
Gigantopelta aegis is the source of this 5706-nucleotide messenger RNA. Its product is annotated as pre-mRNA-processing factor 39-like. Gene Ontology annotation, cellular component: U2-type prespliceosome; U1 snRNP; commitment complex. NCBI's taxonomy places the organism in Eukaryota, Metazoa, Mollusca, Gastropoda, Neomphalida, Peltospiridae. Gene Ontology annotation, molecular function: protein binding. Gene Ontology annotation, biological process: mRNA 5'-splice site recognition; RNA processing. Bases 1969 to 3591 code for a protein of 540 amino acids. The record is from RefSeq and is a predicted model, not a curated record. The transcript is spliced from 14 exons.